AAAUGUCAACAUUUUCAGUAAUUCAGGAAUAAAGUUGUCCCCGUGUCCUGCGUACGUAAUUAUAUUAAAUAAAUUAUGCAAAUAUGAUGCAGCAUCAGUAUUGGGUUACGAAAAAGACUGUUCAAAAAAAAUUUGGUUCAAAAGAAGACGAAUGUAUUGUUUCUUCUGAUGCCGAGCUCGACGCAAAGUUGGAAUUGUUUCAAUCAAUAUCUGAAAGUUGUUUGCAGUUACAACGUUAUUUGGACCAGUAUCAAGAACGACUGUGUAUUUUAGCCCAAGAGGAAAAUUCUUUGGGAAAAUUUCUACGAGAUGCUGGUAAAAACACAGACGCUUCGGGUAAACAUAUGGUAUCUGCUGGUAAAGCGAUAUCAUAUUCGGGGCAGCAACGCGUAUCAGUGAGACCGCCAUUAUUAAGGCUUUAUCACGAAGUGGAAACGUUUAGAUGUCGUGCUGUUAAAGAUAUGCGUGCAACUGUAUCAGCGAUGGAAAAAGCGCGUAUUGAAUAUCGGGCUGCUCUUAGCUGGAUGAAGUCUGCAAGUACCCAAUUAGAUCCGGAUACUGGUCGCGGUCUUGACAAUUUUCGUAAAGCCCAGGGCCAGGUCCGCGAAAGUAAGAAAAUGUUUGAUAAGCUGACUCUUGAUGUUUUACAAAAGAUUGAUUUGUUAGCAGCAGCUAGAUGUAACAUGUUUUCACAUGUAUUGUCCAACUACCAAAGUUCAUUCUUGGCUUUCUCCACCAAAGUUGCCCAAACACUCCAAGCCACCAUCGACACUAUGAGUGAAGCCCCACAAUAUGAGUUCUGUAUUUUGAAAAGUCUAGGACAAGUGGAUUCCAACCAGGAAGAAAAUGGAGUUCCUGAUAAAGAUCAAAUGUUAUUCUUCCAGGAUGAUUUCAAAGAUGAUGCUCAAGAAAAUUCUAAGCCUGAAUCUAAUAUUACUGAUAAUAACCAACCAUCCAACAACACAAAAGACGAACCAUCGACAUCAGGCAAUUUAAUUAAUACUGAAAUUGAACAUAAUGACAUUAAUGAAGAUCUUGCUGGAUUAAACCUUAACUGUGGAGAUCAACCGGCUAACUUUGGAUCGUUUAUGCCCUCGCAACUAUUACAGAGUUUAAAUAUGAAUCUACAUGAAGGUUCAUUGGCGCCAGUUCAUAUUAACAAUCAAAUAAAACCAUCCGAGCAAGCACAACCCCCAGCGAAACCCCUUUCAGCAAAGGAAAGUAAAAUGGCCUGGUUUAAGCUGUUUGCUGAACUUGAUCCCUUGGCCAAUCCAGACAAUAUUCCCGGCUCAAAUCCAAACCAGAGUCAUGCAGCUUAAACUAUGGUGUAUGAUAAAAAUAAAACUCAGUUCAAACCAUUGUCUAUGGUACAAAUAAAAGACAGUGCUAACUAUGGUCUAUACUCUAUAGUAUGAAUAAAAGCCAGUCCACAACUGCUAGCUUGGAUCACAUAUAUAGAUGCAUUGGAAUAAUUUGGAAAAACAACAUUUUGAAUAUUUUUCCCUAAACAAAUAAGGAUUUUGAUAUUUAUUAUGGACAAUCAUACUUUUUAAAAUAAUAUGUAAAUCUAUGAAUUACACAGAUAAAGUAAUGCUUAGAUUUUUAUAUAUCAUUGAAGAGAUUGCUCAGCAAACUUGUUUUAUUUGCUGUAAGUACAAAAAUUAAUUGAUUUUUUUUUUAUUGCUAUUAUUAUAUUGACUAUUGUUUACACCUUUGUCUUUGUUGUAUUGAGUUUUACAUGUAUAAUCAUGAACAAAUAUUAUUUAAUUUUAUAUUGAAACAGGGUUGAUAAUAAUGUAACAACUAGUGUCAAGAUAUAAUGUUAAUAUGAAAUUAAUAUCUAGAGUUUGUAUAAUAGUUAUAUUGUGUGGUACAACUUUAAUAUAUACCUUUAGAUUUAUAUAGUACAACUACAAUAAAUAACCACAUUCAUUAUAUUUUGUUUCCGACAUCAUCAAUAAGAGUAUCGGCUAAAUUCAUACAAUGUCUUACACUUAUUAUUUGUACAGUUUAUAUUCAUGCCAGAGUUUUGAGCUUUUAAUUCUUUAUAAUGUAUGAUUUAAUCAAACCUAGUCACUUUGAUCUGUUGUUUUGUAUUGGACACCAAAGAGUUUUAUAUGUAAGCCUUUAGAUUGUAAAAAUGUUUUAUUUACAUUCCAUAAUAUGUUAUUGUAACCUUAUAUUUUAAAAUUAUAUCCUUAAUAAAAUUGAUGUUAAAAUGGUA
This is a messenger RNA of Danaus plexippus (monarch butterfly), 2224 nucleotides long. It is a transcript of the gene ICA69, whose product is annotated as islet cell autoantigen 1. NCBI's taxonomy places the organism in Eukaryota, Metazoa, Arthropoda, Insecta, Lepidoptera, Nymphalidae. Gene Ontology annotation, cellular component: Golgi apparatus. The record is from RefSeq and is a predicted model, not a curated record. The transcript has 4 exons. Bases 84 to 1319 code for a protein of 411 amino acids. Gene Ontology annotation, molecular function: protein domain specific binding. Gene Ontology annotation, biological process: regulation of transport.